AUGCCCAAGACGACCGCACUCAAGAGCAUCAAGUCCCUUGUGCCUCUCCUCGACCGUGUCCUCGUACAGAGAGUGAAGGCUGAAGCUAAGACUGCUGGGGGCAUAUUUCUUCCGGAAAGCAGCGUGAAGGAAUUGAACGAAGCAAAGGUUUUGGCUGUCGGUCCCGGAGGGCUUGACAAGGAAGGGAAGAGAAUACCAAUGAGUGUUGGUGAGGGCGACAAGGUGUUGAUUCCUCAGUAUGGAGGCAGCCCAGUGAAGGUUGGGGAGGAGGAGUACUCUCUUUUCAGGGACCAUGAGCUGCUGGCGAAGAUCAAAGAAUAA
Molecule: messenger RNA, 321 nt
Organism: Endocarpon pusillum Z07020
Lineage: Eukaryota; Fungi; Ascomycota; Eurotiomycetes; Verrucariales; Verrucariaceae
Product: heat shock protein
Exons: 4
Coding region: 1-321 (106 amino acids)
Cellular component (GO): mitochondrial matrix
Molecular function (GO): ATP binding; protein folding chaperone; metal ion binding
Source: RefSeq, a predicted model, not a curated record